AUUGUGAUCACACAAACUCACUACACUACACUCUUGAUCCCUUUUCACAUUAUUUACCAGGGAAAAUCAAGAAAUUCACCCAAAUUGUCAGAGAAAACAAUAAUUUCGCAACACAAAAAUAGACUCCAUGUCGCGCACUGAGUCACUGACACAGUACUAAAAGGGUUAACAACUGUACCUGGUACUUGUUUGGCAAAAAUAUGUCCUUACGUACCAUAUAGCCUUGUAUUGGAAUUUGUGAUCGGCCGGGAGAAUAUUUUUUUCUUCUUCUCUGAACAUUUUGGUGAUAACAAAGGGAGAUUUUUGCGUAAUAAUGUUCUCGGCGGUUUCACGGGGUGCUCAAGUGACCAGAAUUGUGGGGCAGGGUCGUAGGCUGCUGCAUACAUCCACCUCAAGACUGAGUAACAUCUACAAGAUCCAGACUAUUGAGGAAUUCACUGAGAAAGUCAGCAACAGCAAAACUCCAGUUAUUGUGGACUUUUUUGCAACCUGGUGCGGACCUUGCAAAAUGCUCACUCCCCGGAUCGAAUCGAUCAUUCAGGAGAAUGAAGGAAAAAUCUCACUUGUGAAGGUGGACGUGGAUGAGCAUAGUGAUUUAGCCCUGGAUCACGAAGUAUCUUCCGUUCCGGUUCUAGUGGCCUUCAACAAGGGCAAGGAAGAAAACCGCAUUAUUGGCCUUCAGGACACUGACAAGCUUCGCAAAUGGGUUGGAGAUUUUGUCAAGAAGUCCUCCUAGAAGAUCCCAAUCCUAGAUAGAAUGUAGAAAUCUUGUAAAGAGCUUUUGAUGAGUGUGAAUAAAGCAAAUUAUGAAAAAGUAAGGUUAGGUUAGUUUGUUAUUGUUUUGACACCACGCAAACAUGUCUGAGAAAAAGGAAAAAUCUCUGAUAAAUAGUGAAAAACCGAGAAAAAGAAAAGCCGAAAAGGAUAGAGG
Messenger RNA from Phlebotomus papatasi, 931 nucleotides. RefSeq names its product thioredoxin. The coding region runs from base 314 to 736 and encodes 140 amino acids. Lineage: Eukaryota; Metazoa; Arthropoda; Insecta; Diptera; Psychodidae. Gene Ontology annotation, cellular component: cytoplasm. The record is from RefSeq and is a predicted model, not a curated record. The transcript has 3 exons. Gene Ontology annotation, molecular function: protein-disulfide reductase activity.